This is a messenger RNA of Acanthosepion pharaonis, 828 nucleotides long. The record is from the annotation of a GenBank genome assembly. Lineage: Eukaryota; Metazoa; Mollusca; Cephalopoda; Sepiida; Sepiidae.
AUGCUUAUCUAUCUAUCUAUCUAUCUAUCUAUCUAUCUUUGUGUAUUCAUAUCUAUCUAUUUAUCUAUCUAUCUAUCAAUCUUUGUGUAUUCAUAUCUAUCUAUCUAUCUCUGUGUAUUCAUAUCUAUCUAUCUAUCUAUCUUUGUGUAUUCAUAUCUAUAUAUCUAUCUAUCUAUCUAUCUAUCUCUGUGUAUUCAUAUCUAUCUAUCUAUCUUUGUGUAUUCAUAUUUAUCUAUCAAUCUAUCUAUCUAUCUUUGUGUAUUCAUAUCUGUCUAUCAAUCUAUCUUUGUGUAUUCAUAUCUAUCUAUCUAUCUAUCUCAGUUCUUUUCAUAUCUAUCUAUCUAUCUUUGUGUAUUCAUAUCUAUCUAUCAAUCUAUCUAUCUUAGUGUAUUCAUAUCUAUCUAUCUCUCUCUCUCUAUCUAUCUAUCUAUCUAUCUAUCUAUCUAUCUAUCUAUCUAUCUCUGUGUAUUCAUAUCUAUCUAUUUAUCUAUAUAUCUGUUUAAGUGUGUUCAUAUCUAUCUAUCUAUCUAUCUAUCUAUUAGACUGUCCCAAUUUUCUUCAUAUCUGUCUAUCGAAAUUUCUUCAUAUCUAUCUAUUUCUUCAUAUCUUCAUAUCUAUCUAUCUAUCUAUCUAUCUAUCUCACCUGUUCAUGUAUUUAUCUGUUUAUAUCUAUCUCGGUCUGUUCAUAUCUAUCUACCUACCUACCUAUCUAUCUAUCUAGCCCCUAUCUAUCUAUCUAUCUAUCUAUCUAUCUAUCUAUCUAUCUAUCUAUCUAUCUAUCUCAGCCUAUUCAUUAUCUGUCCCAAUCUGUCUUUCAAUUUCAUCUGA